GAAGUGUAGGGAGCAUUGUUUGUAAAUACAAAAAACUCGGGAAAACUGUUUAUCUCGAUUAGAUUUCAGUUUCCUUGAAAUUAUUCGCAGAAUUGAAGCAAUCGAAAUGACCGUAUUCGAAUUUGCAUCUUAUCCGGAAGUAUGCCGAAUAUGCCUGCAUUCGAUUCCGGUGAGUUCGAUGAUCCCACUGAAGGAAUAUAAUUCCCAAUUGAACGAUACCGUGGACCAGUUGAUUAAUUCAGUGGCGUAUACUGUUCCGAAGAACUUAGAACAUCUGUUUCCGCAACAAGUUUGUGAAAAGUGCUACACAUCGUUGGAGUCCUUUAUUACUUUUCGGUCAAAUAUGAUUCUUUUCCAUCAGUUCAUGGAAGCAUUGGUAGAGGUGAAACAAGCUAACACCAGUCCGAUCAAAAAUCUGUUUCAGAAACGACCAGAAGUUGUGGGAUUACUCCAAUCAUUGAAUCUUUGCAAUAAAGAAAAAGCUUCCGUCGAUGAUUUACUGGAUGAGUUUCCCAGCUAUAGGCUGGCUCAGCUACCAGCCAAAUACGAACUGCAUUCAGAAGGAAUCAAGAAGGAGCGCAAGGAUGAUGCUGAUGAUUUCGAGUCUUUAUCGGAGAUAAUUCCGGAACCAUUUGAAACCAUUGAAUUGGUUAUAAAACUAGAUCCUAUGGAAGCACUGAUGGAUAGUACAGAAUCGCAUUCCCCGCGGAAUGACAAUUUCGAUGAUCUUACAGAAGACCGAGAAUUCUCGGAAAACGAAUCGGAAACGAGCGCCAAACACACGCCUAAGGUCAAAGUAAAACGAAAAAUAAUUCGAUCCAAAAACGCACCUAAAAAGAGGAAAACUGUUUAUAAAGUUUAUGAAUGUCCCAAUUGUGAUUUUAAAACUACGCAUAAGCAAAAACUUGAAAGGCACGGAAAGACUCAUUUAAAAAAGAAAAAACGUUUCGUCUGUCUAGAGCCCGGUUGCACGGAGGUGUUUUCCGAGUACCGGGCAUAUUUCACCCACAGAUCCAACCACCGGUUGUUCACGUGCGAAUACUGUGGCAGCCAAUUCAAAAAGGCCAGUGACAUCAAAAGCCACUUGCUGCUACACGAAGGCAAACCGAUAUUCCGCUGCGAGUAUUGCGACUAUACAGCAGUCAAAAAGGAUUAUAUAAGGCACCAUGUGCGCGAUCAGCACGCCAAAACGAAUUCAUUCAAAUGCGACGUAUGCGAUUUGAUUUUCAUGCGGAAAAAUACUAUGAGAAACCACAUGAAUAUUCACACAAAAGAAAAAACCUAUACCUGUACGAUAUGUGAGAGGGUAUUCUACGUCGAAGCUUAUUUGAAAAGGCACGUCGCAUCUGUACACGAGAAGAUGCGAAGAACCUGUGAACACUGUUCGAGGGACUUCAGCAAGAGGGACGCGCUUCUCGAUCACAUCGAGAAGGAUCACGGGAUUCAAAAGCGCUUUUAUUGUGAUAUCUGUUUGGACGUAUCACCGUCGCAAUCUGCGUUAGAUGCUCACAGAAAGCGUCAUGAGAAUCCCAAGCAUUUAGAAUGCGGCCGUUGCUUAACUGCACACACCACACAAGAAGCUUUGGGCAAUCAUCUCUGCAUAACCUACAGGGAGAAUUAUUUUUGCUGUGGCAGAGACCGACGUCACCAUAUGACCUAUAAUAAGCACAUGUAUCUAGCUCACAGUAUGCGUACAAAUGUGAGGGUGAAACCUGUACCCGGCGAACUGAUGGGUGUAGCAAAAGCAAAAAGGAAACGUGUCGAAAGCUGUUCAUCUUGUGAGAUGAUAUUCGAAACCAGAGCGUUGAAGAAAAAACACAUGGAAACUUGCAGAGCAGCUAUCGAAAGUGCAGACUUGAGUUAAACAACGAGGACAGCUGAAGAAAUCCUACAAUAUAA
Messenger RNA from Uranotaenia lowii, 1899 nucleotides. RefSeq names its product zinc finger protein 816-like. The record is from RefSeq and is a predicted model, not a curated record. The coding region runs from base 107 to 1864 and encodes 585 amino acids. The transcript has 6 exons. Gene Ontology annotation, molecular function: zinc ion binding. Gene Ontology annotation, cellular component: nucleus. NCBI's taxonomy places the organism in Eukaryota, Metazoa, Arthropoda, Insecta, Diptera, Culicidae.